CAUGGGCACAACCAGUCAGCCUGCAGGAACGAGGAAGUGUUCAACCCUCCUGAUUCAACACUAAAUACGGCAGUGAGCAGGACUGAAGAAGAGAAGAGAGGAGAUGGCAGCGUUAGAUUCACACUCAGAGCUGAAGUUGGUGGUGCUGGGCCGGGCUUGGACAGGAAAGCGUCCAGCUGUCUGCACCAUCCUGGACCUGCAAGACAGCGAGCGGGGCACAGAUGUACAAGACAGCCAGGAAUGCAGCAAACACAGAGGAGAGGCUGCUGACAGACAGGUGAUGGUGGUAUCCAGUCCAGACUGGUUCAGCUCAGACUGCGACUCAGAUGACAGAAGAAAGCACAUCUCUUCCUUUAUCGCCUUAUCCAGCCCGGGGCCUCAUGCCUUCCUGCUGUGUGUCCCUGUGAACCAGCCAGCUGUUGGAGAGGCCAAAGCGCUGGGUGUCCUGCAGACGUUGUUUGGCCCCUCUGCAGUCAGCAGCAACACCAUCAUACUCUUCACCCACACGGAGGAGCUGGAUGAGGGCGAGCAGCUGGAGGAAUACCUGGUCACGUGGCGCAAGGACCUGCGGGCGCUGGUGGAAAGAUGCGGUGACAGAUACCACACCCUGGAAACCCGCGGUGGAGAACCAGAGGAGAGGAAAGUUGUGGAGGAACUGCUGGAGAAGGUGGAGAAGAUGGUGAAAGAGAGCGGGACACAGCACUUAAACUGCCCCCUCUAUCAGGAAGCAGAGGAGAGGGUGAGAGCGAGGCAGUUAGAGAUAGUCAGACAGAGGAGAGGAGAGGAGCUCGAUGACCAGGCAUCUCCCACAGACUCACAACCGGAGGAAAACGUGACGGAUGAAGAGAUGGAGAGAGUCCGGGAAGAGGCAGAGAGGAGCGUAGGGGAUUUGAAUGUGGAUGUAGAUAGUAUUUUCCCCUCUACCAUCAUGACUUCGUCGCAUCCUCCUUCGUUCUUCUGGGGCUUGUGGGAGAAGCUGACAGGCUGGAUGAAGUGGGCGUCCACACUUGUGAGAAGGGAGGCCUUGGUGGGAGCUCUGGUCGGCCUGUUUGUGGGAGGGCCGUUUGGAGGUAUGGUGGGGGCCACCGUGGGAUCAGUGGCUACUGAGGUGGGGAGAAGAAAAACACAGAAAACGAAAUAAGUUAAUAAUUAAUUUGCACUUAGAAGUCACUUCACUGUGUUCAGCAAACCAAUGUAUUACUGAGCUAUUGGCUUAUCAGCUAGCACCAAAAAAAGUAUUUAUACUAACAACUGAGCACUACUUAUUUUAUAUUUUAGGAUGGGAACCACUCUCUAAUGAGGAAAACUGUAUUAUCUAAUGACUUAAUUAAUGGUUGAUGAAUGACCCUGUGUAGAUAAGGCCCAGUAAUAAGCCAUUAAUGAGUAAUAUUUGGGUCUUUUUCCAUUAUAAUAAUCAUAUAAUAAUAAAUCUGCAGAACACACCACUUACAUAUUAUCACCCUUUAAGCUAACACUUGCCUUUUAUGCAUCCAGCAGAAAAGGGUUAGAUAAACAUAAGUACACUCCUAAGUUCAUUCUCUUUUAGCUCCAUUUUUGGUCUCCAUCAGCUCCAGCAGGAAAUAUCCAUUUCUUUAGCUGUUUGAAUGCUUCACUAUAUUCACCAACUAGUCGCUAAACUUGUCUGUCUGCUGUUUGGUUCUGCGCAAUGAGCGUACAGUCAGUUUUUAGAACUGUUUUGAUGAAAGAAGUCACCUGUCGUGGCUAAAAAUUAAAGCAUGAGAGCCGUGAGAGUCAAUGCAAACAGCAAAGUUGCUGGUCGGGAAACCGAAACAAUGAGUUAUAAAACAUUGUAAAGCUCUGUAGAUCUGAGGCUAACAUAGGUGAUAACUCUGUGGUAUCAUUCAAUAUGAGUGACACCUUUCACAUUACACAGCCAACUGAUCCAUCGUUAUCAUAAAAAUAUUCUUUAAGGUGUCAUUCGGUUGGAGGAUAUACACAGCUGACCUGGCAACCUAAAAAAGUAGUGGCUUAUUACUGAUCUAUAAAUAAAUACCACAUUAUUCAUUAACCAUUAAAAAUCAUAAGUUAUUACUGUUUAAUUAUUUUUAGACUUUUUAGAAAGUGACACAUCAGAUGGUUGAGAACACUUUUGUUAAGAGGCAAUACUAAGAAACGUCCACAUGGUGGAGACAUUGACCUUUUUAUUGAAGAAGUAUAAAUGUUUGAGGUGAACUGAGAGAUACUUUUUUCCUGCUUACCAAGCAAA
This is a messenger RNA of Scomber scombrus (Atlantic mackerel), 2227 nucleotides long. RefSeq lists its product as uncharacterized. NCBI's taxonomy places the organism in Eukaryota, Metazoa, Chordata, Actinopteri, Scombriformes, Scombridae. Bases 104 to 1141 code for a protein of 345 amino acids. Gene Ontology annotation, molecular function: GTP binding. The record is from RefSeq and is a predicted model, not a curated record. The transcript is spliced from 3 exons.